Coccomyxa subellipsoidea C-169 is the source of this 3327-nucleotide messenger RNA. RefSeq lists its product as hypothetical. The record is from RefSeq and is a predicted model, not a curated record. The annotation marks the transcript as partial. Gene Ontology annotation, biological process: intraciliary retrograde transport; protein localization to cilium; non-motile cilium assembly. The transcript is spliced from 18 exons. Lineage: Eukaryota; Viridiplantae; Chlorophyta; Trebouxiophyceae; Coccomyxaceae. Gene Ontology annotation, molecular function: protein binding. Gene Ontology annotation, cellular component: intraciliary transport particle A; non-motile cilium.
ACUUACACGCCUGGUGUAACAGAUGGUACCAAGUUUCUAGCAGUUGGAAAGAUUGGAGUCAGGGCCCACAAUGCAGCAACUGGAGAUUCCCUGCGCAGUCUGCCAGCUCACAAGGGAGACACUAGGUGUUUGGCCUGCGCCCCAGAUGGAACAGCAUUCGCCACUGGCGGGGGGGAUAGUCGAGUCAACAUCUGGACGCCUGAAGGCGAGAUUGCACACACGUACAGUCAUAGGGAAGCAGUGACUUGCCUAGCAUAUGACCGGACCACCUCACACCUGGCCAGCGCAUCAGGCUCUGACCUGGCUAUCUGGUCCCCCAUCACCAAAUCUGCCACCAAGCACAAGGUGAAAGCACGUGUCUUAUUCUUGGCUUGGAGUUGGUCUGGCAGCAUCUUCGCGUUGGCGCAAGAGGGCGGCUGCAUCAGCCUGAGAGACAGCGCUGGUGCAGAGCUCAAAAGGACUGAAGUCGAGACACAGGAGCUCAUGUUGCACUGCAGGAAUAAAGAGGACAACGAAUUAGCAGUCCUUAGCAGUGACGGGUUCCUCUCCUUCCAUGACACCUCUGGCAAGGCGGCUGGUAAAAGUGUGUCACUUGGGAGACCAGCAACUGCACUGGCCUAUUUUGACUCAGGCGAGUUUAUGUGCAUUGCAUAUGCUGACGGGCGCGUGAUGCUGCACUCUCGGGAGGGCGCCCCGAUUGUCGAGGUGGCAGAACAUAACAGUCCAGCCUCCAGCCUGGCGGUCCGCACUGGGGGCACUCAUGUGGCUGUGGCCUGCCAGGAAGGGCACCUGUCAGUGCACCAGCUCACCUUCGCCACAGUGCACGGCCUGUUCCAAGACUGCUACGCAUUCAGGGAGGGCAUGACGGGGGUGGUGGUGCAGAACAUGGCGACGGGCGGCCGCGCGGCGAUACGCUGCGGCGCGCACGUGCUCAAGAUCGCGGUCUAUGAGCGGCGGCUGGCCGUGCAGCUGCGCGCGCGCGUACUCGUCUAUGGCCUGCCCGCCGACGCUGCGCCGGGGGACCUGGACAUGCAUGUGAUCGCGCGCGUGGAGCGGGCCUUCGACUGCAACCUCCUCAUGGUCGCCGCGCACCACCUCAUCCUCUGCCAGGAGAGGGAGCUGCAGCUGUGGACGUUCCAAGGGGAGUUGGAGAGGGAGUGGAGCGUGGGGGCGCCCGUGCGCUAUGUGCGGAUGGUGGGGGGUCCCGAGGGCCAUGAGAGGCUGCUGGCCGGGCUGAAGGACGGCACCGUGCUGCACAUCUCCAUCGACAGACAGGAGCCCAUGUCCCAGCUGCGCCACAGCGCCCCUGUGCGGUGUCUGGACAUGAGCGCCAGCAGCAAAAUGGUGGCCGUGGUGGAUGAGAGCUCCGAGGUGCAUGUCUAUGAGCUGGCCAGCGGGGCGCUGCUGUGGAGCGCUGAGGGUGCCACAAGUGCAGCCUGGAAUACAGAUUUCGAGGACAUGCUGUCCUAUUCUGGCAAUGGCCACCUGUGCACCAAGACUGCAGACCUUCCAAUCCAGCGACAGAAGUUCCAGGGAUUUGUGGUCGGUUUUUCGGGGUCAAAGGUGUACUGCCUGCACAGCUUGGCCAUGCAGGCUUUUGAGGUGCCCCUCUUGCCGACGCUGCAAGCCUUCCUGGACCUCGGCCACUUCGAAAAGGCCUACCAGGUGGCGUGCUUGGGUGUGACAGAAUCGGGAUGGCAGCUUUUCGCAGAGGCGGCGGUACAGGCCUUGCGCUUGGAUCAUGCGGCGGCAGCAUACGAGCGCAUGCAUGACCCACGCAAGCUGCAUGCUGUGCAGCGGCUCAACCGGCAGAUCUCCGAGGGGCUAUCUCUGCCUCUUGCUCGUGCUGCUGCGCUCUCACUCCUGGGCAAAAGCCAAGGUGACUCUCAGCAUGUCAGAGCGGUUGAAGCUCCAGAGAGGACAAUGGCAAAAUUUUCGGAUGAGAAUCUUGUUGAAGAGGCGAGGGCCACAGCACAGCCCAGGGGCUUGAAUGGCACCCGGCUGAAGCAGUCAGCCAAGCCAACCCAGAAGCAAUCAUCAAAUCAAAGAUCAGGCUUAGUACAGGACUCUGAGCAUGAGACUGCUGCAACAGCUCUCUUGAAGGCAGGUGAUAAAUUGGGUGCUGUGGAUUUAUUGGCGGAGCAUGGUCUGUGGGACCGCCUCCUGCAAGUGGCCGCCAGCCUGGACGCUGACAGUGCAGGUGACAGGUCAGCGCUCCAACGCGCAGCAGCCGCCUUCAGAAGCAGUGACCAAGCAGACACCGCCCUUGAGCUGCUCAACAAGCUUGGAGACUACAAGGCAGUUGCUGAGAUGGCAGUUGAAGAGCAGAGGUGGGAAGAGGCCCUGGUGCUUCUGAGACUCCAUCCAGAUCUCAAAGAGACUGUUCCUGCCCCGAGAGCUCGCAACCUGCUGACAACCGGCUGUCACGAGGAGGCCUAUACGCUAUACAAGGAUGCUGGGAUGCUGGAGGAAGCAGGCAGUGUACUGCAGCAGCUUUUAACAGCGGCUGUCAAAGAAGGAAGCUUCUAUGAUGCUGCCCGCCAUGCCCUUCGAGUUGGUCUGGGUGCUCUUGCCCAGGUAACCGACAAAAUCACCUCGGAAAUGUCCAAGGCACUGGAGUCAUUUCAGCGUCACUACUCCAAAGCGCAGAUCUACUGUGGCUACCAGCUGAUACACCAGGCAGCGACAGGAGCUCCACACAAUGCAGUGCCCUCUACUCUAUUCCAUGCUGCACACUUUGUUCUCACGCGCCUUCUGCAGUUGGGGACGGCGCACAUGCCGGCAGGAGUGAGCAUGGUGGCAGUCUUGCAAUGCCUGGCCAGCCAGGGUGCAGCCCUUGGCGCCCAGAAUGUUGCCGCUGCAGCACAUUCUCAGUUGCUCCAAUACUGUCUUCCUGGAGAUCAAGAGGAAGACAUAGAAGUUGCAGCUUUACUCUCGCGUUGCAAGGAGUGCCUUCUUCCCGAAGAGCUAUUGCCAGUUUGUUUCAGGUGUGGGAUAUCUGGGGACCUGCAAUUCAUGCAGGACGAGCAAUGUCUAUCCUGUGGGGCUACCUACAUACGUUCAAUGCUUACUUUUGAGUGCCUUCCACUUAUGGAGGUCUUCCUAGAGGAGGGCAUGUCAGAUGAGGAGGCGAGCAUCUCACCCUCACGUUUUUCACGUUGUCUUGUCACAAGAGCUGUCUGCAUCAUUGACAGCAUUGAUCUGACAUGCUUGCAUGCCAAUCACAGGCGGCACAUGUCCUUCGGCAAACACCCAGCAACAUGCCGUUGGGACAAAAAGCAUUGCAGAGAGACGGAGAGGACACUGAAUUCCAUCCUGUCGAGGUAA